Messenger RNA from Echinops telfairi (small Madagascar hedgehog), 3895 nucleotides. RefSeq names its product contactin-6. The transcript is spliced from 23 exons. Bases 360 to 3446 code for a protein of 1028 amino acids. Gene Ontology annotation, molecular function: cell-cell adhesion mediator activity. NCBI's taxonomy places the organism in Eukaryota, Metazoa, Chordata, Mammalia, Afrosoricida, Tenrecidae. Gene Ontology annotation, biological process: cell-cell adhesion; brain development. The record is from RefSeq and is a predicted model, not a curated record.
CAUGUGCCUGGAGAACUCCCGGUAAUUGUCUAGGUUCUGUCAGGAAUGCAGCAGGAGAGGAGCGUAUUUCAUGCUUAAGACCUGAGAAGAGCGACGCAAUACUCAGUGGAUAAAAGGCUUGCAGUCCCAGCUGGGAAAAAGAGUCCCAUUAUCUCCCAGCUGCAUAGACAUUCCAUACGGCUUGGUUCUGCCUGGAUGCACGGCAUGGCUGGCUGAGAGCACGUCACAGAGUUCUGCAGAAAAAUUGUAAAGAUCCCGAGACAUUUCCCUGGUAAGAUCUACAUUUGAGAAACUGCCUGGAAGGUAGACACAUUUCCUGCUGGUUGUAUGGGAGGAAUCUUUGACCUUGGAAAGUGGAGAUGAGGUUUCUACGGAAACUUGUAAUGCUGCUGCCACUUAUAAGCACUUGUGCAGGUGAUGAUCUUUUGAGUCGUCCUGUGUUCAGCCAGGAGCCCGAAGAUGUCAUUUUCCCUUUGGACUCAUCCCACUUGGAAAUAACUCUGAAGUGUGCUGCGCACGGUUACCCUUUACCCCACUACAGGUGGAAGCAAAAUGGCACUGAUAUUGAUUUCACCAAGACCUAUCACUACAGGUUGGAUGGAGGAAAUUUGGCAAUCAGUAGCCCCCACACAGAGCAAGAUAUUGGCAUGUAUCAGUGCCUAGCCACCAAUCUCCUGGGGACAAUUCUGAGUCGGAAGGCAAAGCUCAAGUUUGCAUAUAUUAAAGAAUUUGAAACCAAAACACGAAGUACUGUGUCAGUCCGAGAAGGUCAAGGUGUGGUGCUUCUCUGUGGUCCACCACCACAUGUUGGAGACUUAUCUUAUGCAUGGACCUUCAAUGAUAAUCCUUUAUAUGUCCAAGAAGACAACAGACGGUUUGUAUCUCAAGAGACAGGAAACUUGUACAUUGCCAAAAUGGAACCAUCAGAUGUGGGCAACUACACUUGCUUCAUAACAAACAAGGAAGCCCAGAGAAGUGUUCAAGGACCACCCACUCCAUUAGUGCAGCGCACUGAUGGUGUGAUGGGGGAGUAUGAGCCAAAGAUUGAAGUGCGUUUUCCAGAAACAAUACAAGCUGCAAAGGAUUCGUCUGUAAAACUGGAAUGCUUUGCCCUUGGAAAUCCAGUCCCUGAUAUUAGUUGGAGGAGGCUGGAUGGAAGCCUAUUACCAGGGAAAGUCAAGUACAGCAAAUCCAAAGCUAUCCUUGAGAUCCUGAACUUUCAGCAGGAAGAUGAAGGCAUCUAUGAGUGCACUGCAGGCAACCUGCGAGGAAGAAACAUUGCAAGGGGCCAACUCAUGUUCUAUGCCCCUCCAGAAUGGGAACAAAAAAUCCAAAAUACAUAUUUGUCUUUAUAUGACAGUUUAUUUUGGGAAUGCAAAGCUAGUGGAAAGCCGAAACCAUCCUACACCUGGUUAAAGAAUGGCGAGAUCCUCAACCUAGAGGAAAGAAUUCAAAUAGAAAAUGGCACAUUAAUCAUAACAAUGCUAAACGUGUCAGAUUCUGGUGUCUACCAAUGUGCUGCAGAAAACAAAUAUCAGAUCAUUUAUGAAAAUGCAGAAUUAAAAGUAUUAGCUUCAGCUCCCAAUUUCUCCAAAAAUCCUAUUAAAAGAAAUUCAGUUGCUCAGGUCGGUGGGGAUAUUGCUAUUGACUGCAAGCCCACAGCUUUCCCCAAGGCAGCGAUCUCUUGGAAGAGAGGAUUGGAGAGCUUGAGACAAAGUAAAAGAGUGUUACUCACAGAGGAUGGCAGCCUCCGAAUAUAUAAUAUCACCAGGUCAGAUGCUGGACCAUACACUUGCAUAGCCACAAAUCAGUUUGGAGUUGCUAAGAGCACUGGCAGCCUGGUUGUAAAAGAGAGGACAGUUAUUACUGUUCCACCUUUCAAAAUGGAUGUGACGGUGGGUGAGAGUAUAGUCCUACCAUGCCAGGUAUCCCACGACCCCUCCAUUGAAGUUGUAUUUGUCUGGUCCUUCAAUGGAGAUAUCAUAGACUUUAAAAAAAAAGGAGUUUAUCAUUUUGAAAGAAUUGGAGGAGAAUCUGUUGGAGAUUUGAUGAUAAGGAAUAUUCAGUUAAGCCAUUCAGGAAAAUAUACGUGCAUAGUUCAAACAACUCUAGAAAUUUUAUCUGUUGUAGCUGAUAUCAUUGUUAGAGGUCCCCCAGGCCCCCCAGAGGAUGUGAGAGUGGAACAUAUUUCGAGUAGUACCUCUCAACUCAGCUGGAGACCAGGUCCAGAUAAUAACAGUCCUAUUCAAAUAUUUACUAUUCAGGCUCGAACACCAUUUUCUUUGGGCUGGCAGGCUGUUUCUACAGUUCCAGAAAUCCUCAGUGGUAAGACAUACAAUGCCACCGUGGUUGGCUUGAGUCCUUGGGUGGAAUAUGAAUUUCGUGUCGUUGCUGGGAACAGCAUUGGGAUUGGAGAACCAAGUAAGCCAUCAGAAUUGCUAAGAACCAAAGCAUCAGUCCCAGUCAUGGCACCAACAAUUAUCAACGGAGGUGGAGGAAGUCGGUCUGAACUCAUCAUUACGUGGGAGUCAAUUCCAGAAGAACUCCAGAAUGGUGAGGGAUUUGGAUAUAUCAUCAUGUUUCGGCCAGUUGGCUCAACCUCCUGGACCAAAGAAAGAAUCGUUUCUGUGGAAGCAUCAAGGUUCAUUUACAGAAAUGAAAGCAUCACACCUCUCUCUCCCUUUGAAGUCAAAGUGGGUGUAUAUAACAACGAAGGAGAAGGAUCCCUUAGUACUAUAUCCAUUGUCUACUCUGGAGAAGAUGAACCUCAACUAGCCCCAAGAAGAACUUCUGUCCAGAGUGUUUCUGCUUCUGAAAUGGAGGUUUCCUGGAAUGCUAUUGACUGGGAUAGAAACACAGGACGUGUGCUGGGCUAUGAGAUCUUAUACUGGACAGAUGACUCCAAAGAUUCCUUGAUUGGUAAGGUGAGGGUCCGUGGAAAUGUCACUACCAAAACCAUCACAGGACUGAAAGCAAAUACUGUCUACUUUACUUCUGUGAGGGCUUACAAUACUGCCGGGACAGGACCCUCAAGUGCUCCUGUGAAUGUCACCACCAAAAAGUCCCCCCCAAGUCAACGACCAGCGAAUAUUGCAUGGAAAUUGAUUAAUUCUAAAUUAUGCUUAAACUGGGAACAUGUAAAAAACAUGGAAAAUGAGUCUGAAGUGUUGGGCUACAAGAUUCUGUAUAGGCAAAACAGACAAAGUAAAAUUCACAUUUUGGAAACAAAUAAUACAUCAGCUGAGCUUCUGGUGCCGUUUGAAGAAGAUUACUUGAUUGAAAUAAGGACAGUUAGUGAUGGUGGGGAUGGAAGCAGCAGUGAGGAAAUUAGGAUUCCAAAAAUGUCAAGUUUGAGUUCCAGAGGAAGUCCAGUUUUAGAAACUAGCUUCCAUUUUCUGUCAGUUGUCAUGAUUUUGUACUGUUUUACUAUUCAGCCACUUAUAUGAUGAAUAAAAAUAUAAUCUUUGAGGGAUUUUUAAAAAAAAUAAACCAUUCUGUAAAUAAGCUCUCCAGACCCCAGGUUCAUGACACACUCUUAAUACAGACUUGUUGGAGAAAAAAUAAAAUAUAUAUUAUUAAGAUCUUAUAAAUAUCUAUGCUACAUCAUUAAACAACCGUAAGCACUUUUGAAUCUGAAAGUUCAAACAUGAUUGCAUAUGUCUGAAAGGUGCCAAAUUACCUGUGGAGGCUACACUAUUCUGUAUAUUAAGUGGCUUACGUGGAGGGCAACAAUGACUCCUCUUGAAGAUGAUAAAUAUAUCAGAAAUCUGCAGUCUGGUGAGAGGUUCAUUUUUAUGUGCUAUAGCAAUUUACUUCAGUCUUCAAAGUUUUGGCUUUUCUUGAGAAUAAAAUACUUUGUUUAUAUUUUAUAUUCUUUUAAAAUGUAAGCAAUCUC